Molecule: messenger RNA, 1373 nt
Organism: Physella acuta
Lineage: Eukaryota; Metazoa; Mollusca; Gastropoda; Physidae
Cellular component (GO): nucleosome
Molecular function (GO): structural constituent of chromatin; protein heterodimerization activity; DNA binding
Source: RefSeq, a predicted model, not a curated record
AUGUUAACAUUUCUAAGGUGGCAAGUUUGAAAUUGUGAAUUAUUUUCUUAUUUUAAGAAUUGUUAAUAAAUAAAAAUGAUACCUAAUGCCAACAUAGAGACAUUUCGUGAAUGAAGAAUAAAUAAUUCAUAAAAAUAUGCCUAAAGGAUCACAAAAGGGACCAGGUCGACCUCGGAAAUCGGAGCCGAAAAAGAAAACACCGACAAGGCAAUCACAGCAGUCCCUAGGAACCAGCGAAACCUCAUCACCUGCAGAUUCCAGAAGUAGCGAUGACGGCACUAGAUACCAGGCUACAAAUCAAAGACCUCCAGCUCAGAGGAAAGGAUCUGGAAGGACCGGUCCCUCACCCGUUCAGCAUAAAAAGCACCGUCGCCCGGGAACCGUGGCUUUAUUAGAGAUAAGAAAAUACCAGAAGUCCACAGAUUUGUUGAUUAGGAAGUUAUCUUUUUCACGAGUGGUGAGAGAGAUUGGAAUGAAAAUAGCACCUGAUAGGAUUCGAGAACUGCGAUGGCAAUCUAUGGCCAUAUCUGCUCUGCAAGAGGCUGCCGAAGCAUAUCUUGUCCGUCUGUUUGAAGACUCCUACCUCUGUUGUCUGCAUGCUAAAAGGGUGACACUGCAACCAAAAGAUCUGUGGUUGGCGCGGAGAAUCGGUGGCUACAUAGAAUCAACCACCAACAGAGAUCUAUUUUAGAGAUAUUUUUAAUUGCCAUUUGUACAAACUGUAGCUUAAAUUUGUUGUUAAACUUGUCACUUGGUGCGUCUGAUAUUCUUUGUUUCAUUUUUCUUUGUAAUGUUUGCAAAGGUGGAGAAUUGUUAUGUGUGUUUGAUACUAAAUUACAAAUGUAUACCCACUGUGAAAAUGGAAAACAUAAAUGACUGUUUGAAUAGAUGUGUUAGUGCCUUGAUAUUUUUUUACAUAUAACAAUUUUAAGUAGCAUUUACUGUAACUCACUUUUGAGUCGUUAAAUAUAUAUUAUCUUGUCUAGUGAUAUAAAUGAAUGUAAGUAUCCAAAAAACUUAUGUUCCUAGAAUUUUGUAAUGAUUUGAUUCUAUGUUGUACUACUAGAAUUUUUAAAAUGUGGUAUUUUAUGGUCCAACAUUUUUUAUUAUGAAUCAAAAACAAAUUUUUAAAAUAUUACAACAAUGACUAAGCAAAGAUAUUUUCAAAUUUAAUUUACAAAUAAGCUAUGUUUAUCAGUUUCAGCUUAUUAUCUUGUAUAUUUUUGUACAGUGUAUUGUCUGGUUUGUGUGUUUUUAUUAACUUUUUAAAAUGUAUGUUACUCUGUUUAUUACUUAACUAUACUGUUAGCUGUAUUAAAUACAGUUAUUUAAUAAAAUCAGUUUCACACUUUUUUACCUCAAUACCAGAUGUU